AUGACGAAGUGGCGCCGCGCCCUUGCACAUGUGGCUAAUUACUGCAUUGAGAACCGAAUGAAGACACCGCUGGGAAAGCCAAUGGAUACUUUCAACAAGAUUGGAGGUGAGUUGCUGCGACUGGCUAAGGAGGCUAUGAUGACAUCUUCGGCCACUGUGAAAUCGUCCAGCAGUUCUCGCGGAACUGCGUCAUCUGCUCGUGAAAAAUCUUCAAAAGACGAAGAAGAUGGUUUAGAUAUAGGAGAACCAAGGGUCAUUUCUGCAGCAGAAGAAUGGUGGCGUGUACGUUGUCUUCUAGAGUUUGUUGAGAUACUUGAAAAACUUAUGUACUAUGUUAACAACGGAACAAUGUUUCCAAUUUGCAACGUAUCUGUGGUUAUCCGCUUCGGCGCAUCGGCCUUGAUUGACUUGGAAAAAAAGCAGGCGAAAGCUGAGAGCAUGUUAGCGGAAGGUGAAGCAACUCCUCCAGCAACUAGUCAAACUAUGGCAACCCUCUGCUGGAUGGCGCGUUCCAUGGCUGAACUUGGCGCAGAGCAGGCAGUUCACGGCUUAUCUAUCUGGGUUCGCCGGAUUUACCAUAUGGACAUGCCCUUCCUUGGAGCUAUAGCGGAAAUUGCAGCAGCCAGAUAUGAGCGCUCAUUAAUACUGUUGCGCAAAUGCAUUGAAGACGAAACCUUGUCGGAUACUCUUCGGGGAAUGCUUAGGGAUAUACGUAUUGAUGUCCUUUCCCGUCUGCGACAUCCACUUUUCCUUGACGCCUUGAAUUGUCCCAGUGAAUUUUCCUUGUGGAACGAAGCUGACAAGCUUGACGGACAAAUGCCUUCCGGAAUUGAUAUGGAAUCUUUUACAAGGUGA
This is a messenger RNA of Strongylus vulgaris, 855 nucleotides long. The record is from the annotation of a GenBank genome assembly. Lineage: Eukaryota; Metazoa; Nematoda; Chromadorea; Rhabditida; Strongylidae.